UGAUCCGUCGCCUACAGCCAGGUAGACUCCCUACCAGACACCAUGAAACCAUUCUUCCUCAUUUCGCUGCUGGUCACGGUCUUCAUGAGCCUCAUGUUGGCCACCACCGCUCAACCCAGCCUUCCACUCAACAACCGGCGGGAACUUGCUGAGCAUCCCCCAGUCAAGGGUAACCCCCCAAACACCGGCUAUGCACUAGACUGGUGCAAAUACACAGCCGGAAUGCUAUUUCAGUGGGAUCUCCCGACGUUUAUCAAGCAUCGCGAGGCAAACUUCAGCCUCGGACGGCUGACGUGGGACUGGUCGUCGGAUGGGUGUACCCACGUCCCGGACAAUCCGGUUGGCUUCCCAUUCAAGCCGGCGUGCCAGCGUCACGACUUUGGAUACCGGAACUACCAGGUCCAAUUCCAUUUUACCCCGCGUGCUAGAUGGAAGAUUGACGAGAAUUUCCUCAAAGACAUGAAAUUCCAGUGCAUAGGGCACAACAUCUUCAAUGCCUGCCACUUCAUGGCACAUGUUUAUCAUUGGGGAGUCCGAACCUUCUAUAAAGGCCAUGAGCAAUACCGUGAGAGUGAGCCGUCUCACAAGAUGAUGGACACGAUGGUCGCUUCUGAAUCGUCGGACGUGUUUGAUGGGAUGGACGCCGAUGAAGCGAGGGACGCUCUCAAUCCAUAUCUUUCUGAAGAGAAGACCAAAGAGUACUACGAUCGUGCCCUAGCGCGUUACAACAAGUGUGUUGAGGAAGCCAUGGCGCAAGGCAUUGACCUUCAGAAAUACUGGGCCGCUUUUUAGAGGUUAUCAUGGAUCAAGACAAGGUACUUUGGGGCUUUGUAAAGCGCAGAUGGACUCGCAUACUUGGGUGAUCUUUUGGCUUUCAAUAGAUAUCACGGUGGAAGAUCAUGUUUCCAUGUAUAGUGUUAAAGCAUAUCGCUUCCAUCAGCGUUAUCGAAGGCUUAUUAAGGGUAUCCGUUCCCUCCAGUCAUGUAUACAAACUCGUGAACCUUACGUUCACUCCUUUCUUCCUUCUCUUCUUUACACUCAAUCAAGGAUCUUUGCCAUC
Neurospora crassa OR74A is the source of this 1060-nucleotide messenger RNA. RefSeq names its product secreted protein. Lineage: Eukaryota; Fungi; Ascomycota; Sordariomycetes; Sordariales; Sordariaceae. The record is from RefSeq and is a predicted model, not a curated record. The transcript has 2 exons. Gene Ontology annotation, molecular function: A2-type glycerophospholipase activity. Gene Ontology annotation, biological process: phospholipid metabolic process; arachidonate secretion. Bases 43 to 792 code for a protein of 249 amino acids.